Setaria italica (foxtail millet) is the source of this 1222-nucleotide messenger RNA. RefSeq names its product rhomboid-like protein 20. NCBI's taxonomy places the organism in Eukaryota, Viridiplantae, Streptophyta, Magnoliopsida, Poales, Poaceae. The record is from RefSeq and is a predicted model, not a curated record. The coding region runs from base 155 to 1030 and encodes 291 amino acids. Gene Ontology annotation, cellular component: membrane. Gene Ontology annotation, molecular function: protein binding; serine-type endopeptidase activity. The transcript is spliced from 8 exons.
UCCUUCCACCAGUCCUCCAGCGUUUCCAGAAGUUGCUGCUCCCUGGCACGGUGGCAGCUGGCAGGCUGGCUCGCACGCGUCCACCGACCAGGCCGGGCCAGCUCAGGGGCGGAGCCGCUCGCCUCCUCCUCUGCCGCCGCGGCGGCUGCUGGCGAUGAACGGCGGGAUCCCUGGAUUCCACAAUGCGCCGGCGUCGAGGGCCGUGGUCGUCGCCGCCGCGCUCUUCUCCGUCCCCUUCGGCUUCCGCGGCCGCUUCCUCGACCUCGGCCUGUCCUACCAGAAUGUUUAUGAAAAGCUGAGUAUAUGGAGGCUGAUCACCUCGGUGUUUGCUUUCUCGUCGACCCCUGAGCUGAUCUUUGGAGCCACCCUGCUGUACUACUUUAGGGUAUUCGAAAGGCAAAUAGGUUCUAACAAGUAUGCUGUCUUCAUAGUCUUCUCCACCGUGGUGUCUGUCCUGCUUCAGAUCCUUGCUUUAGGUUACCUGAAAGAUCCUUCAAUAAAUCCACUCACGUCAGGACCGUAUGGCCUCAUUUUUGCAUCUUAUGUGCCAUUCUUCUUUGACAUUCCAAUCUCAAUGAAGUUUCGCAUAUUGGGCUUGAGCUUAAGUGAUAAAUCAUUUGUAUAUCUGGCGGGACUCCAGCUUCUUUUCUCAUCUGGAAGACGUUCUGUUGUACCUGGAGUUUCUGGCAUACUAGCUGGCCUUUUGUAUCGCCUGAAUGCAUUUGGGAUCCGCAGGUUGAAGUUCCCAGAAUUUGCAACAUCAUUCUUCUCGCGGUUAUCAUGGCCCUUUUCUAGCAAUCCUUAUCAAGGGUUACCGACCACAGAAAAUGAUGGAAACAUCCCUUCUCACCAAGUACAUCAAACUGAGGUUGCGCGCACAGCUACCCAAGACCCCACAGAAUCCUCCAUUUCCGCACUAAUGUCCAUGGGCUUCGAUCGUAGCUCUGCAAUUCAGGCUCUUGCGUUGACAAACUAUGACGUCAACUUGGCCUCAAACAUUCUGCUUGAAGCACAAGCUCUGCAGCAAUGAUACCCUGGAGUGAAAACGAUACAUAGAUAGAUGCUCUGUACAUUAAUGGAUGUGAAGUAUUUCAAAUUUUCAUUCAUUCUUCUAUAUCAGACUUUAUCUCAGAAUUUAUCGGUCAAACAAACCAUUGUAUUGACACAGAAAAGAGUGGAACUAAGCACAAUGAAUACAUGAGCUUUCUCUAUUUGCUUGCUA